Molecule: messenger RNA, 867 nt
Organism: Episyrphus balteatus (marmalade hoverfly)
Lineage: Eukaryota; Metazoa; Arthropoda; Insecta; Diptera; Syrphidae
Product: craniofacial development protein 2-like
Exons: 1
Coding region: 1-867 (288 amino acids)
Molecular function (GO): catalytic activity
Source: RefSeq, a predicted model, not a curated record
AUGGAACGACGACAAGCCUCGGAAACGGACGGAUUUACUGAUGACGACCCUAGCAAACGAAAUAAGGACAACGAAUUUCGAAUCUGCACGUGGAAUGUUAGGUCCCUUAACAGACCUCGUGCAGCCGAACAACUAGCGGAGGCCCUCGACUGCUAUAAGGCAGAUAUAACUGCCAUCCAAGAAAUGCGAUGGGAAGGGCCGGGCAAGAGAAAAUUGAAGACCCACGAUAUCUACUACGGCGACUGCAACCGGCAACAGGGCACAUUUGGAUGUGGAUUUAUCAUCGGAGUCAGACUCAGGCAGAACGUCCUGAGUUUUAACUGUGUCAACGAGCGCCUCACCACGAUCCGCAUAAAGGCUAAAUUCACCAACAUAAGCCUGAUAUGUGCUCACGCCCCCACGGAAGAGAAAGACGAUACCACCAAAGAUAAUUUCUACGAGCUCCUCGAAAAAACCUACGAGCAAAUCCCAAGCUACGACAUUAAAAUUGUCCUGGGUGAUUUUAAUGCAAAGCUAGGAAGAGAAGAUAUCUUUGGAAGCACAGUCGGAAAGCAUAGCCUGCACUACAACACAUCCGAUAACGGAUUCAGGCUAGUCGACUUUGCUGCGGGGCAAAAUGUUGUCAUAGCAAGUACGCGUUUCCCGCAUCUCAAGAUUCAUAAAGGGACAUGGAAAUCUCCAGAUCAAUCCGUCAACCAGAUUGACCAUAUUGCGAUCGACGCUAGACAUUCCUCCAGUAUUAUGGACGUCCGAACGUUCCGAGGAGCCAACAUUGACUCUGACCACUACCUGGUUGUAGCCAAUGUACGGAUGCGGAUUUCCAGACCAUCGCCAACACAAGGAAAUACCUACUGUGAGGAAGUUUAA